Molecule: messenger RNA, 2091 nt
Organism: Rubroshorea leprosula
Lineage: Eukaryota; Viridiplantae; Streptophyta; Magnoliopsida; Malvales; Dipterocarpaceae
Source: the annotation of a GenBank genome assembly
ACAUUGACAUUGAGUGAGCCUUCUUACUGAAAUUGCCAGUCUGGUUUUUGAUGUUGAUGUGCCAUUCCAUGUUUUGGUCUAAUUGAAAUGAAAGAUUAUUCCGUUGUUGCCUCAAUCAAUUGUUUGAAAGAGUAAAUGAAACUUAGCAGGAUUUAAAAUCUUGCCCAAAUGCUCCGUUGUACAAAGCUCCUCUCCCAAUUUCAAGCUAGAUCCCAUGACAUUGUCUGUUCCCUCAAAACCCUUUCCUCCACAAGUGCCCGCAACUAUGCUUCCGUUCCCCAGUCUCCUCCCAUCUCUAAAGAUGAUUACUUUGCAGCAAUCCAGCAUAUCUCCAACAUUGUUCGCCGUGAAAUUCAUCCGGAGCGCACCCUCAACAGCAUGUGUAUUUCUGUUAAUUCUGAGCUUGUGUUCCGUGUCCUUCGUGCUUGCUCAAAUUCCCCCAUAGAAUCUCUCCGCUUCUUCUCCUGGGCUCGCUCUAUUUACCUCCCAACAUCUGUUGAGUAUGAGGAGCUGGUCAAGAUCCUGAUACGCCAUAGGAAGUAUGAAUCAUUGUGGAAAACAAUUCAGCAAAUGCAGAAGCAGAACCUUAUUCUUUCUGUCGAUACAGUUUCAAUUAUCAUUGAAGAGUAUGGCAAGCAUGGUCUCAUUGAUCAGGCUGUGGAGGUUUUCAAUAAGUGUACUGGUUUUGGUUGCAAACAAACUGUUAGUGUAUAUAAUUCUUUGCUCUUUGCACUUUGUGAGGUGAAGAUGUUCCAUGGGGCAUAUGCAUUAAUAAGGAGGAUGAUCAGGAAGGGUGUGGAACCUGAUAAGAGGACUUAUGCAAUUCUUGUGACUGGAUGGUGUUCUGCAGGGAAGAUGAGGGAGGCUAAAGAGUUCCUGGAGGAGAUGAGUAAGAAGGGCUUUAAUCCUCCAGUACGAGGUAGAGAUUUGUUAAUUGAAGGGUUGUUGAAUGCAGGUUAUCUUGAAUCAGCAAAGGAAAUGGUGAGAAAAAUGCUCAAAGAGGGAUUUAUUCCAGAUGUUGGAACUUUUAAUUCAUUGGUGGAAACUAUUUCUACGUCGGGGGACGUGGAUUUUUGCAUUGAUAUGUAUCAUAGCGGGUGUAAAUUAGGGCUCUGUCCAGACUUAAACACUUACAAAAUCCUUGUACCUGCAGUUUCAAAAGCGGGUAGGAUUGAUGAGGCAUUUAGGCUUUUAAAUAAUUCUAUUGAAGCUGGUUACAGACCAUUUCCCAGUCUAUAUGCUCCUAUAAUCAAAGCAAUGUGUAGAAAAGGGCAGUUUGAUGAUGCAUUUAGCUUCUUUGGUGAGAUGAAGGUCAAGGGUCAUGCACCAAAUAGACCAGUUUAUACAAUGUUGAUAACAAUGUGUGGCCGUGGAGGGCGAUUUGUGGAGGCAGCAAACUAUUUGGUAGAAAUGACUGAGUUUGGACUAGUUCCAAUUUCAAGAUGCUUUGAUAUGGUUACUGAUGGAUUGAAGAAUUGUGGGAAGCAUGAUUUGGCUAAGAGGAUAGAGCAGUUGGAGAUAUCACUUAGAGGUGUUUGAUGCAGUCACAAAAGAGUUGAAAAUGAUACAAUUGCUUGUUCUCAAUCAUUUGAUAGCUCGACACCGGUACUAGGACCCAAAAGUGUGUUCCCCUUUUGGUAUUCAUUUACUGCUGAUUGUAUGUAUCAAGGACUAGUCAAAACUCUAGUUGAACAUGAUUACAAGUUUGAAAAUGGAACAAGAGACAGCAAUCAGAAAGGAUUUAGGUCACGAUUUUAUGAUCAAAAUUGUCCUUUAUUCUGGAGGGUUGAAAAACAGUUAAACCCUUCAGGGCGACAUUGUGAAGCAACUCUUGCUUUCUUCUCUUUAUUGCUAGACCAUUGUGACAGCAACAAUGAAGAAUAGAAUCAUGAGUAAGUGCUGGAAUCUUCCAAUGGGUUUAUGUGAUCUGAGUUAUAUUUGGGGUACCAAGGUUGCGUACUUGGUUAAUGAGAGCUACUGAUUACAAAUUGUAUGAUUCAAGUAAUUGGGUUUCUGGCAUUUUGAAAUUGGAAAGAGCAUCUUACAGAAUCUUAUGUGUUUACCAAUUUUCAUCAGCAUGUGUUUAUUAUC